AAACGUUACAGUGAACGAAAAAUAAUAUUACCCUGAGUAGUAGGAAAAACAAUUGAAACAGAGAAGAAUUGAAUUGUUCACAGUUAAGAGAGAAAAUGGCGGAAACGAACAGGAACAGUGGAGGUAGUGAGACGGCAACGCCAUUACUGAGAUCAAUAGAUGGAGAGUUGGAGAGUGGAAGGGGGAAUAAUGGGAGACCCAAAGAGCCAUGGAAAGGGGAAGUAGUGAAGAGCAUUGUAUAUGCAGGGCUUGAUGCCAUUGUCACUUCUUUUUCCCUCAUUUCUUCCAUUUCUGCUGGCCAUCUUUCUUCUGUUGAUGUCUUGGUAUUGGGUUUUGCUAAUCUAGUAGCUGAUGGAAUAUCUAUGGGGUUUGGGGAUUAUGUGUCAAGCAGCACGGAGAAGGAUGUCGCAGCCAAGGAGAGGACAGUCACUGAGUGGGAUGUCAUUAACCAACACAGGCCUCAGAAGCAGGAAUUACUUCGACAUUAUCAGGAACUUGGAAUGAAUGAUACUGAUGCUAGUACAGUGGUGGACAUAUUUUCCAAGUAUAGGGACAUAAUGGUGGACGAGAAGAUGGCAACAGUGAAAGGAUUAUUGCCACCAGAUCAAGCUGACAAACCAUGGAAGAGUGGACUAAUCACGUUUGCUGCCUUCAUCGUGUUCGGUAGUGCACCGCUUCUGGCAUUCAUCGUGCUCAUCCCGUUCACAAACAAUGACACGCACAAGUUCAUAGGUGCGUGUGUGUUUUCUGCAGUAGCCCUUGCACUGCUUGGGAUAGCUAAGGCCAAGAUUGCUGGUCAGAAUUAUGCACUUUCCGCAGGCAUUACCCUUUUCAAUGGACUCGUUGCUGGGGCUGCUGCAUAUGGUAUUGGUUGGGCACUUAGGAAUGUUGCUGGCUUGGAAGAAUAAUCACUCAAUAUUAUGUUGCAUAACUGGUUUUGCUGUUAAAGCAAAGCUAAGGGUCACAUAAAGAGAUGAUGAUAUCCUAGGUUUUAACCAUUUUUGUGACAACAAAAUCGAACACUUAAUGACUGAAAUUUACUGUACUAACUUUAUGUAGCGAAUGACUUUUGUCGUCUGGUUAAUGUACUUGUGUAACAGUGUCAUGAUCCUCAAUUAUAGAUAGAAAAUAUCAAUAGAAAUGUUGUUGCCAAGGAUUGAUAUGUGAAUAAGUGGAGUAGUGCAAUUAACUGCCAAUAAAAUCAACGGCUGUGAUAAGAGGUUCAUUUAAUUAGCUGGACGAUCGAGAUGAUGCCACGUCACCAGGUUGUUAUGAGUUAUUAUUUAACGAUAAUGACAGGAGAGAGAAGAAUUAGAUUUGGAUCAGAUAUCAAUGACGAUGGCAGCUCACAAGAUAUUUAGCUAGUUUGAAUUCGUAUUUCAAUUCUCUGUAUUUUGCAUUCCAUUUUGACCAGUUUAUAUAAUAUCGAAAAUUGUCCCAAAAACAUUUUACUGAUUUCUGAGUUGAUUCGAUUGGAAUCUGUGUGAUCCUAAUUGGGAUCAUAUCAAACAGUAAGUUAAAGAUUCCAACGUAGCCAAUUCGAUUUUGGAGAAGGAAAAGCGUUGAAAAGUCAAGUGACCCGACAAAAUUUGGCUCUUUUUUAUUUUGUGCUCCUAAGUCCUGACCUUUUCGAAUUCAUUUGUUUUUGUGCAAAGCAAAGCCAGUUAGGGGGAAGCGUAUCUUAUCAGAAUUAUUUAAUUCAUUGUUCUUGUGCAAAGCAAAGCCAGUUAAGGGAAAGCGUUUCAUAUCAGAAUUUUUUAGUUCUCCAGUGUCAUGCUUAUUGCGACAUUCGUUGUAUAAGUUCUUCAUUCGUCUUCAUUUGUUCCCUUAGACAAAAGUUCCUUUAAUCUUUUUGCUCCAAGCUUCCUCAACAAAAGUAACAACUUUCUAGUAACGGGUUACGGGGGCACCGAUUUAUGUACCGACUAGCUUUCAUUCAUCUAGGUAGCUUUCUGCACACAUUAUAAGGAGAUAUUUAUCAGUUUCGGUUAUUAGAGUAUUUGUCUACUAUAAUUUUUAUUUCACCUUAAUGUUUGAUUGGUGCAUUUCAAAAAAGGAAGUAACGAAUGAUCUUUUGUACUCUUUUAAAUCUCAAAUAUUUUAAACUUAAUUCCGAAAAUGAGUUAUACUAUUUGAGACAACGAAGUAGAUUUUUUAAUUUCACCUUGAAUAAGAAUGAGUAAUAUCACAUCCGCAAAG
Lycium barbarum (goji berry) is the source of this 2199-nucleotide messenger RNA. RefSeq names its product protein CCC1-like. Gene Ontology annotation, biological process: intracellular manganese ion homeostasis. The record is from RefSeq and is a predicted model, not a curated record. Lineage: Eukaryota; Viridiplantae; Streptophyta; Magnoliopsida; Solanales; Solanaceae. The coding region runs from base 96 to 908 and encodes 270 amino acids. Gene Ontology annotation, cellular component: membrane. The transcript has 4 exons. Gene Ontology annotation, molecular function: manganese ion transmembrane transporter activity; iron ion transmembrane transporter activity.